Messenger RNA from Entrophospora candida, 2325 nucleotides. The record is from the annotation of a GenBank genome assembly. Lineage: Eukaryota; Fungi; Glomeromycota; Glomeromycetes; Entrophosporales; Entrophosporaceae.
AUGGAAAGCAAAUUUGCUCAUAAACGCGUAAUAGAACCAAAAUAUAUGAGGAAAAAAGUUGUAUUUGUUGAUCCUGAUGAUCCUUCAGCUUCUUAUUGGUGGCCAGCUUUGGUAGUUCCAAACAAGGAGAUAGAAAUUUUUAAACAAAAAAUGGACUAUGAUGUGCAAUAUCCUGGUGAAGGAGAAAAUCUAGUUUGUUAUUUUGAGGAUGGCUCUUAUUCUGUUGUGGCUGAAAAAGAUCAAAGGCCGUUUGAUCCAAACCUUCCUCCAUAUACUGAGUAUAAAGAAGGAAUAAAUGCUGAAAAAUUUUUAAAAGAUAAAGCGGUAGAACUGGCAACUCAAUACUUUGAAAAAGGAUGUAUCCCAACAACCUUCAAAUGGCUUCGUAAUGAGGAUGUCUUGGUGUCAUCAGCAUCAACAGGAAUUAUUGGUAGUGACAAUAAUCAUGAGUCAGAUAAUACAUAUAAUACAGAUGAAGAUAAGCUCAUUGUCAUAGAAAAAAAUCUUUACACACAUAAAAAGCAUAUACGAAAGGAAAGCUUUAGCAAUGCAUUUACAGAAUCAAACAAUUUGAAUAAAAAGGAGGCAAAUGUUCCUUCUAAAAAAGAUAACGUUGGAUCAAUUAUUAAAAAAGAAAAUAUUCCAGGUUCACAUAAAAGAAGUAUUGGACCAUCAAGUACAUCAAAUUCACGUAAUUCAAAAUCGACAAAAAUUAAAACCUCAUCAAAUGUUAAACGUGCUCCAACUACAAGAGCAAAAACUUGUUCACAUUGUGGUGAAAAAACCAGUUUACGAGAUAAUAGUAAUGGUGAACCAAAGCUUUUUUGUGGAGAAUGUGGUCAAUUGAUGAAUUCAAUUAUUGCAAAUGGAAUACCAAUUAUUGAAAACGAAUAUUAUUGGAAUAAUUUUAUUGAGAAAAAAAGAAAAUAUCCAGCAAGGCUAUGGGGAAGCAAAUCUAAUAAAGUGGAAAUGAAUGUUUUGAAUGGUAUUUUGCCCAUUAAUAAAAGACAAAAAUGGCUAUAUCGCGCCGAAGAAAUGACUCGUGAAGUUAAAAUAGUAUACGGUUCAGAAUGUUGUAAAGAUAUUAUUUUGGAUUUGGAAAUAACAAAUAAUGUUGAAAGAACAAUUCAUCAAACUCUUGGUGGAACUUUCUUUGAAAGUGCGCGAAAACAAAAAAGAAAAAUCAUAGAAAUAGAUGAAGGCUCGAAAAAAUCAUUUAAAAGAACUAUUUCGAUUGAAAGGCUAGCUAAAGUGGAAGAAAAACUAGAACGUCAACGUAAAAAAUUGGAAAAAAAAGCAGAAAAACAAAGAGUCAAGCAAAUUCAACAAAUUAACAAAAAAAAAUUUGAAAAAUUUGAUAUGACACGAGAAUUGAUUGCCGAUAUUGAAGCUUCUUUAAUGGAAGGAACUUUUGGUUCUUUGAUACAAUCUAAUUUAGAAUCAAAAUUUAUAACAAUUAAUACAAUUCAACACAAUAUUUCAAAGAUCAUUAAAUGGAGAAGAAAAGUCAGCGCAGAAUGGGAUGAUGAACUUGAUGCUUUCAUGCCAGUACCUGAAAAAAUUCAUGAUGAUGUUUAUUUAAUGGUUUAUCUUCCAAUUUCAGAACUGGGCAAGAUCAUUGGGCAAAAUUCCAUGAAAGAUUAUCUACAAAAUUUGAAAAAUGCAUUUACUAAUAAAAAGUUGAUUAUUUUAAUAGAAGGUUUUGAAGAAUAUUGCAGAAAGAAAAGAUUACAUCAUAAUCGUAAUUUUACUAAUGCAGUUCGUGCAAAAAUUAAUGAAAAUCAAGAAGAAGAUCAAGAAACAAACGAAACUCAAAAGCACAAGAAAAAACAGCCAGCCAAUAAUAAUAAUUUGGGACCUGAUCCUGAAAAAAUUGAAGAAGAAUUGAUCUGGCUUCAAAUUAUUGGGAAAUGUUCCAUUGUUCACACAAAAGAUAUAAGUGAUACAGUUGAAACUAUAGGUUUAUUCUCAGUAGACAUCUCAACAAUUCCUUACAAGAAUCGAAAUGGAAAUUUGAACUUUUUGAUUGAAGGUCAAAUUCGAACUGGAGUUGAUGCUGGUGAUACAUGGUUACGUAUGUUGCAGGAAAUACAAUUUGUUGCCCCUUCUGUAGCAAAAGGAAUUGUUAAUAAGUAUCCAACAAUCAAGUCAUUGUAUUAUGCAUAUAAACGAUGUAAAGAUAAAGAAGAAGCCGAAAAAUUGUUAACAAGUAUAGAGAUUUCAGGUAUUUGGUUGGGACAAAGAGGUAGAUACAUUAAUAAAUCAAUUUCAAAAAGGGUCUAUGAAAUAUUAAUGGGAAGAAAUCCUAAUAUGGUGAUCUCCUAA